Carassius auratus (goldfish) is the source of this 4050-nucleotide messenger RNA. Its product is annotated as POU domain, class 3, transcription factor 2-like. NCBI's taxonomy places the organism in Eukaryota, Metazoa, Chordata, Actinopteri, Cypriniformes, Cyprinidae. Bases 494 to 1771 code for a protein of 425 amino acids. Gene Ontology annotation, biological process: regulation of transcription by RNA polymerase II; brain development. The record is from RefSeq and is a predicted model, not a curated record. Gene Ontology annotation, molecular function: RNA polymerase II cis-regulatory region sequence-specific DNA binding; DNA-binding transcription factor activity, RNA polymerase II-specific. Gene Ontology annotation, cellular component: nucleus. The transcript has a single exon.
UAAAGAUGGGGGGGGGGAUAGUUUCUUUAAUACACUUUCAUUUAAUUAUCCGAUAAGUCCGCAAAGUUGUCCAAAUACUCCUUUAUAGUUAGGCCAGUUAACAUCACGCUAGAUAAAUUAGAUAGCUUCCCUUGUUUGACAAAUGAAACCCAGAACCUGUAAUCAAUAAAUAUAUGAAAUGACAUCAUAUAAAACUGUUUUCAUUUAUUGCAUGAAUUCCAUUAAAUAAGACACAUAGCAUACAUACAUACACACAAAAUCGCAAAUUCCACAACAGACAAGUCUGAAAUUAAUUUAUCUCCAAGUUAUAAAAAUCAUAACCUUUGAUGUUCUUCGCUCCGGUCUUGAUGGCCCGUCGGUCCCUCACAUUUCAGAGGUGCUCCGGGACACUGAGUUCUUUUGAGGGAAAGAGGCAGCGUUUGUUAAGACUUUCCAGCAUCCAAUGAAAUGAAAUCUGCCUCCAAAAAACGCAUCCAUCAUCCCUUUCCACCCAAUGAGUGUCGUCGCGGGGCGGAGCUCAGGUGCGCGCCGCUGCGUCCAGUUGGCAAAGAGCCUGGGAGACGCCUGUGGCAAAAGAGUAACUGUCAAAUGCAAGGUUCCUUUAAUAGGAGCGAUCAGUCCGGCUCCGAGAGUCAUGGCGACUACAGCAUCCAAUCAUUACAAUAUCCUCACCUCCAGCCCAUCUAUUGUACACUCGGAGCCUGGGAGCAUGCAGCAAGCCACGGCUUACAGGGACGCGCAAACCCUGUUGCAGAGUGACUACUCGCUGCAGAGCAACAGUCACCCGCUCAGCCACGCGCACCAGUGGAUAACAGCCUUGUCACACGGAGAAGGAGUUCCGUGGUCGUCCAGUCCCCUCGGCGAGCAGGACAUCAAGCCAGCGGUGCAGAGCCCCCGGGACGAGAUGCACAAUUCCAGUAAUUUACAGCAUCAGUCGCGGCCACCCCAUCUGGUACAUCAGACACUCGGGAACCAUCACGAUUCAAGGGCAUGGAGAACAACGACGGCAGCUCACAUCCCCAGCAUGGCCACCUCGAACGGACAGAGCCUUAUUUACUCGCAGCCCAGUUUUAGCUUGAACGGUCUCAUCCCGGGUAGCGGCCAGGGCAUCCACCACCACAGCAUGCGCGACGCGCACGAGGACCACCACAGCCCGCAUCUCAGCGACCACGGCCAUCCACCGUCCCAGCACCAACACCAGUCGCACCAGAAUCACCACGACCACUCGGACGAGGACACGCCGACCUCGGACGACUUGGAGCAGUUUGCGAAACAGUUCAAGCAGCGGAGGAUCAAGCUGGGCUUCACGCAGGCGGACGUCGGACUAGCUUUGGGAACGCUCUAUGGAAAUGUGUUUUCGCAGACCACGAUAUGCAGGUUUGAGGCCCUGCAACUCAGCUUCAAAAACAUGUGCAAGCUCAAGCCUUUGUUGAACAAGUGGUUGGAGGAGGCAGACUCCACAUCUGGCAGCCCCACGAGCUUGGACAAGAUUGCUGCGCAGGGCAGGAAACGGAAAAAGAGGACUUCCAUCGAGGUAAGCGUCAAAGGGGCUUUGGAGAGCCAUUUCCUUAAGUGCCCAAAGCCAGCCGCCUCGGAAAUUACUUCGCUGGCAGACAGUUUGCAAUUGGAAAAAGAGGUAGUGAGGGUUUGGUUUUGUAACAGAAGACAGAAAGAGAAACGGAUGACUCCUCCCGGCGGACCUCUACCGGGUACCGAGGACGUAUACGGAGACACGCCGCCGCAUCACGGGGUUCAGACGCCAGUUCAGUGAGAAAAGACAAAAACAAUACAAAAUCAAGGACAUAUCUUAUCAUAUUGACUGCCUCAGUCUUCAUUUAUAAUUAUGUUCACAUUGGAGCCAUCCAAAGUGAAAGCAGCAGCGGUUUAGACUACUGAGGCGGGAGAGCAGAUUUUAUCCGUCUUCAAUGUUACUCAAAAUCCGUAUUGCUGCAACAGAGGGGACCGUGCGUUCCCCGCGCGAGCAAAGAGAACGGUUGUUCUGUGAAUACCCAGCACUGUGAAAAGACGCAGUUUUAAGGUGUAACCCUACUAUUUAUCAAACACUUUGAGACGAGCGAAAAUGUCCUACUCAAACGCGAGCAUGGGUGUCCCAUAGCCAGUUGUUUACAUCUAGACCCAUUCACUGCAUUCUUAUUUUGUGAGAUUAGACUGAAAAGUGACUAGUGCUGCAGCAUUUGACAAGUACACGCCAUUUUUACUUUUGUUGUGGGCGACUGAGGGUGAACAUCGAUUCGACUGAAAAAACAACAACAACAUCAGUGUGACAUGCAUCCACACAGUAUUCUCCAAUUUUCUUGGGAUCUAAAGGCAUUUAAAAUUAUUAUUAUUAUUGGUAUUUAAAUACAGCAUGGUUAUGUUUCAGUUCUAGAGACACAGUGAGAUGCAAGGUCACACUAAACAGAUGUUGUAGUCUUGGCGCCAAGAAAUUAGUCUCACCCAAUUGAUUUUGGCCACUUGCUUUUGUUUUAUCAAUACGUAUUGGUCUAAAUUGAAAAGAAAUAAAAAGAAACUUCCAGCAUUGAGCUGCAGACACGUCACCGAAGGGCUAGCGAUAGAGACCUGGCAUUUCCUUCGAUCUAGUCAUAUUACCAUAAAAUACAAUUGUUUCACAGGACUCCACACAGUGCUGUAAAUAUUGUAUAAUUUUCAAAGAACAUAGCUACGUUAUUCUCUCACAUGAGCACUUUUUCGUAUUAUUUAGAUUUUGGAAAAUAUUUUAGAGGUUUUGUUUAUUUUAUGUUUGUCUAAUUUGUUUAACAUUAGAGUCUCGGUAUAGUUUGCCUUUAUAUUUAUAGUCAGCCGAAUAUUGCGUGCUAUCUCCUACGGAAGUCAGUUCCUUUUUAACCCACAUUCAGCUGCUUUUUUUUUUUUUUUUUAUAAAUUUUGAGCUGACUUUACUAUAUGGUUAUGUAUAGUAAACAGUGUUAGCACUAUUUUCUACCCAAUGAAUUCAAUAUGAUAUAUCUCAAACAUUUGAACGUCUUUUUAAAUUAUUUUGAAAUAGAGAUUAUUUACACAGUAUCGUGGUGAAUGAGAAAAGCAAGUGAUGUGACCUGCAGUGUUCAUUUCAUUUAAAGUCAAACGAUACUUCAUUGUUUCACAUGACAGCGUUUUUGUGUAUUUUGUAUUUCCAUCAUUUAUCAGGCAUAUAAAUUAAAAACACGAGCACUAUUAUUAUUAUUAUUAAGCUAUUAUUAUUAAAUAUUCUCCACGUUCACUCAACAUCAGAGCUAUACAGUAAAAUGAUAUUUGGACUUUGGAUGUAACUGGGUUUGUUCUGUUUUUUUUUUUUUUUUUUUUAUUUAAUUUUUUUUAAUGCUUUAUAGUUCCUAAUUUAGUUUGUUCCGGUUCGCAUUUAUAGGGACACGAAGCAGUGUUGAUUUACUGAAAAUGUAAACACUGGAAGAUUGGAAAAAUGGGAAGAUUUCUCCCAUGGGCUUGCUAUACGUCACUAUGUGUAAAUACAAUACAACAAUCAGAAAUUAUUAUUAUUAUUAUUAUUAUUAUUAUUUUCUUAUUGUAUUAUUUUGCUUAUAUUUUAAUUCAUAUGUUGUAAAUCUAUUCCAUAGAAAUUCCAGGGACAUCUGUUAUUAUUGUUCUAUUUUUUUUGUUUUUCAAAUGCAACAUUUUACAUAGAUUAACUGAUCAAACUGUCAUGUAAUUCUACAGAUACUGUGGGAGCUAUUUAUUUGUGGUUUAUUUACUCUUGUCAGAAAGACUCCAUCAAACGUUGAACUGGAUGAUUUUGUGGGUAUAAUAAAAUGCGCAGAGGUUGUGAUAGAAAUUUGAUUUCGUAGUAUAUGAUGUUUUUAUUUAGCCUAUUAUUGUUUUCAAACCUAACAUUUUAUGUCGUCGGUAGUAAACAAUAUGCGGACAACGCUUUUAUUUAUUGACGUCUCGAUCAAGUUUUUAAACGAAAUUUUAAAAUGUGAAACAGAACUAGCAAAACUGCACUGUACGUUCAAAUGGUUUGAUAUGUCAGCCCAAUCUCAAAUGAACUUUAGAGCGUUAAAUUAGUAAGCAACAACA